Molecule: messenger RNA, 4702 nt
Organism: Populus trichocarpa (black cottonwood)
Lineage: Eukaryota; Viridiplantae; Streptophyta; Magnoliopsida; Malpighiales; Salicaceae
Product: endoribonuclease Dicer homolog 2
Exons: 23
Coding region: 236-4465 (1409 amino acids)
Biological process (GO): siRNA processing
Cellular component (GO): nucleus; cytoplasm
Molecular function (GO): ATP binding; ribonuclease III activity; protein binding
Source: RefSeq, a predicted model, not a curated record
ACUCCGACUGGCUCCUUGCUUCGGAGGUUGCUUCCUCGCGUAGGCAAGCAGACAAGAAAAGCAUCACUCAUUCACUGUUGAUCCUUUUUUCUCAAGUUUUGUCUUUAUAAUAAUACCCUCUGGGAGAUUUCAUUCCAUUGCAUUGCUAACUCACUAUUGUUAUUCUUGUCUCUACAUUCUCUCUAUUUUCUGAAGCGAUCAUCCUGCUCUUCAUACCUCAGUCAGCUGACGAGUGAUGAUGGAGCCUGUUAGCGUGGAUAUAGACACAACCCAACAGCUCCCUGCUGAUCCUCUCCCAUUUGCUAGAAGUUAUCAAUUGGAGGCUUUGGAGCAGGCGCUAAAGCAGAACACAAUUGUCUUUUUGGAGACUGGUUCUGGCAAGACUUUGAUUGCCACCAUGCUACUGCGCAGUUACGCCCAUCUUCUUCGCAAGCCUUCACGUUUUAUUGCUGUUUUCCUGGUUCCUGAAGUUUUCCUGGUUCGCCAACAAGCUGGAGUUGUGAGAAUGCAUACCGACUUGAAUGUGGGCAUGUACUGGGGAGACAUGGGAAUUGACUUCUCGCAUGCUGCUACAUGGAAGCAGGAAAUAGACAAACAUGAGGUGCUUGUUAUGACACAUCAAAUUUUGCUGAACGGCUUGAGGCAGGGCUAUUUCAAGCUAGACUUCAUAAAGGUGUUGAUAUUUGAUGAAUGUCAUCAUGCCAGGGGCAAUCACCCUUAUGCAUGCAUCAUGACGGAGUUCUUUCAUCGUGAGUUAAGGUCUGGUCACCAUGAUCUUCCUAGGAUUUUUGGGAUGACAGCUUCUCUCAUAAAGUCAAAGGGUGCAAACUCAGAAUCAUACUACAGGCAGCAGAUUUGUGAACUGGAGAAUAUUAUGAAUUCAAAGGUAUACACCUGUGCUAGUGAGACUGUGCUUGCCGAAUUUAUACCAUCCCCAGCCGCAGAAUUCUUAUUUUAUGAGCCCAUGAAGAUCCCUGAUGGUAUAUAUGCUUGCUUGGAAGAAGAAUUGGGGAAUUUAAAGGCAAAGCAUGAAUUAUUGCUCAAGCAAUUGGAUCUCAGUGAGUCUGCUGCAGAAUCUGUACACAGUAAAAUAUCAAAAGUACAUUCAGCUUUGAUGUUUUGUUCAGGGGAACUUGGUGUUUGGUUGGCUUUUCAGGCUGCACGGUUCUUAUCACACAGUGACACUGAUAGUGACUUUAUUGCAUGGGGUAAAGUAGACGUGUCUGGUGAGACAAUUGUUAAGAAGUUUUGCUGGGAUGCCUCUUUGGUGAUUUCUAAUUGCUUUUCAGCUGAAUGCUGUAUUGGUGAUAACACUGAGGCUGAUGUGGGCGCGGGGCUUAUAACUGCAAAAGUUCUCUGCCUUAUUAAGACACUUCUUCAGUACAGGGAUUUAAAGGACAUAAGAUGUAUAGUUUUUGUGGAAAGGGUCAUUACUGCCGUUGUCCUUGAAUCUCUAUUGAGGGAGUUGCUUCCUAAACAUAGCAGCUGGAAGACUAAAUACAUAGCAGGAAAUAAUUCAGGGUUGCAAUCCCAGACACGCCAAAUGCAAAAUGAAAUUGUGGAAGAAUUUCGUAAAGGCAUGGUGAACAUCAUUGUUGCAACAUCAAUCCUUGAGGAAGGAUUAGAUGUACAAAGUUGCAACUUGGUGAUUAGAUUUGAUCCUCCAUCCUCAGUCAGCAGUUUCAUACAGUCCCGAGGUCGUGCUAGGAUGCAGAAUUCAGACUACUUAUUAAUGGUGAAAACAGAGGAUUCGACCACACAUUCUCGACUAGAGAACUAUCUUUCUAGCAGUGAAAUAAUGAGAAGGGAGUCCCUGCGCCGCUCUUCCACUUCUUGUUCAGCUCCGCAGAGUGAACUGUAUGAAGAUGAGUUCUAUAGUGUUGAAGGCACAGGGGCAGUUGUAACUCUUAGUUCAAGCGUUAGUUUGAUUUACUUUUACUGCUCACGUCUUCCUUCUGAUGGGUAUUUUAAACCAGCUCCUAUAUGUAUUAUAGACAAGGAGAAGGAGACUUGCACACUACAUCUUCCAAAAAGCUCUCCUAUACAAAAUAUUUGUGUGCAGGGAAAUAAUAAAAAUCUGAAGCAGAAGGCAUGUCUUGAAGCUUGCAAGCAACUCCAUUUAAUUGGUGCUUUAACAGACAAUCUUGUUCCUGAUGUUGUUGAGGAAGAAGCUGUUGCUCAAGAAAUUAGGAAUGAACGGUAUGACGAUGAACAACCCAUUUAUUUGCCACCUGAGCUGGCCAGUCAAGGUCCACGGAACUUGAAGACAAAGUACUACUGCUACUUAAUUGAAUUAAAUCAGAAAUUUGAUUAUGGUGUUCCUGUCCAUGAUAUUGUGCUUGUCAUGAGGACUGAGCUUGAAUCUGAUGUCUUAAGUAGCAUGGGUUUUGAAUUAGAAGCUGAGAGGGGAUUAUUGGCAGUGAGCUUGAGGUAUAUUGGAGAUAUUUAUCUUGAUCAAGUGCCGGUUCUCUUAUGUAGGAGGUUUCAGAUUACGCUUUUCGAAGUUCUUAUACAUCGUGAAGUGAACAAAUUGGAAGAGGUCUUAAAAGGAUUGGAGUUAGGGACAGGUGUUGUGAUGGACUAUUUUCUACUUCCAGCUAUCAGGUCACGCUCGCAACCUUCCAUUGACUGGGAACCUAUUAGUUCUGUCCUGUUUUCAUAUAAAAACGAGGACCACUUCAACUGUUCUUCGAAGGGCAAUGCCCAUGUUGUCCAUACCAAAGGUGGUCCAGUUUGCACAUGUGUGCUUCAGAAUUCCUUGGUCUGCACCCCCCACAAUGGUAAUGUCUAUUUCAUCACGGGUGCUUCUGAGGAUUUGAAUGGAAGGUCGCUUUUAAAGCUGAGGAAUGGAAGUGCAAUCACUUACAAGGAGCACUUUGCAAAGCGCAGGAAUAGCAUCCAAUUGCUUUUUGAUCAAGAACCAUUACUUGAAGGGAGACAUAUUUUUCCAGUGCACAAUUUUCUUAACAGAUGCAGAACAAAAAAGGAGAAAGAAUCGAAGAAUGCACAUGUAGAUUUGCCUCCUGAACUUUGUGACAUAAUUUUAUCUCCAGUAUCAAUCAGCACUCUUUAUUCUUAUACAUUUAUCCCAUCAAUAAUGCAUCGACUAGAGUCCCUACUUAUUGCUGUCAACUUAAAGAAGAUGCAUUCGGAUCAUUGCAUGCAAAAUGUUGAUAUUCCAGCCAUGAAGGUAUUGGAAGCAAUUACCACAAAGAAGUGCCAAGAGAAAUUUCAUUUGGAAUCCUUAGAAACUCUCGGAGAUUCUUUUCUUAAAUAUGCUGCAAGCCAGCAGCUAUUUAAACUUUAUCAAAAUCAUCAUGAGGGCCUUCUUAGUAUGAAGAAGGAAAAAAUUAUUUCUAAUGCUGCACUCUGUAGGCGUGGAUGUGACCACAAACUUCCGGGGUUUAUCCGCAAUGAAUCUUUUGAUCCAAAACUCUGGAUGAUUCCUGGUGACAAGUGUGGAAGCGAUUUGUUAAGUGAGGAGCCACUUUCUGAGUGCAGAAAAAUUUACGUCAGGGGAAGAAGAAAGGUAAAAAGUAAGACAGUUGCUGAUGUUGUCGAGGCACUCAUUGGGGCAUACCUUAGUACAGGUGGUGAAGUACUGGCCUUAUUUUUCAUGGAUUGGAUUGGUAUAAAGGUGGAUUUCAUGAUUGUACCGUACGAGAGGCACUUCCAAUUGCAGGCAGAGAAGUUUGUUAAUGUUCGCUACUUAGAGUCACUGUUAAACUAUUCAUUUCGUGACCCUUCUCUGUUAGUAGAGGCAUUGACCCAUGGUUCUUACAUGCUUCCUGAGAUCCCAAGUUGUUAUCAGCGACUGGAAUUUCUUGGAGACGCUGUGCUAGAUUAUCUCAUCACGAUGCAUUUGUACAAGGAAUAUCCCGGGAUGUCACCAGGACUGUUAACUGACCUGAGGUCUGCUUCUGUAAACAAUGACUGUUAUGCACAAUCAGCUGUUAAGGGGGACUUGCACAAACACAUUCUUCAUACCUCACAAGACCUUCACAAGCAUAUAGUCGAAACUGCUGAAAUUUUUCAGAAAUCUUCUUUAGGAUCAACAUUCGGAUGGGAAUCUGAGACAUCUUUCCCCAAGGUACUUGGAGAUGUUAUAGAGUCUCUAGCAGGGGCUAUUCUUGUAGAUUCAGGAUACAACAAGGAGAUAGUCUUUCAAAGUAUAAGACCACUUUUGGAGCCUUUAAUUACGCCUGCGACAGUAAGACUCCAUCCUGCAAGAGAAUUGAGCGAAUUAUGUCAAAAGCAACAUUUUGAUUACAAGAAAUCCGUUGUUUCCUACAACGGCAGGAAUGCUUCCAUUACAAUAGUGGUUGGGGCUAAUGGUGUGACAUUCAAACACACAGCCACAGCUGCAGAUAAGAAGACAGCCAAAAAAUUAGCUUCUAAAGAAGUCUUGAAGUCCCUGAAGGAAAGUAAUUUUGCGUCUAGUAGUACCCCAAGCAAACUUGAUUAAACCAUCUCUCAUUGGGAAUUUUGAGUUUGCAUCAAGUUGGAUGUCUGCUCUGGUAUAGGUGUGUGACUAUAAAGUAGUUUGUAUAUUUUAUGUUAGGAAAGGUGUAUUCACGUAGAAAUUUAUACAUAAGAGCCUUACAAACAGUUUGACAAGUGAUGUAUGAUGCGUUCACUCGCCAUUCAAGUAACUUACAGAAACAUUGCAUUAAUGCUAUUUCUAUUUGAAGAUAUUUUGAAA